AGAAGUCCGCUCUUUUUCGAUACUCCCCUAUUCCUCGCCUAUAAAACAUCGCAUCACUCAAAACUCUGUUGGCCAGUCUCACAUCGUCAACCUCGCAACGCCUUUUCAAGCUUUUCGCUUUAAUGGCGGAUCAAACAUGUUCGAUCUCUGGACUAUCAGCUCUACUCUCCAUCUCUGGAUCCUCAAACGCCACAGGUGCGGCACAGUACAUCUGCUCCCAGCUGAAGACGGCGGCGCUGAUCACCGCCGACUUAACCACUGCGAUCGACGCGACCUUCCUCCUCUUCUCAGCCUAUCUCGUCUUCGCCAUGCAGCUCGGCUUCGCGAUGCUCUGUGCCGGAUCCGUCCGCUCCAAGAAUACGUUGAACAUCAUGCUCACCAAUGUCCUCGACGCCGCCGCCGGGGCCCUCUUCUACUACCUUUUCGGCUUCGCCUUCGCCUUUGGAUCCCCAUCCAACGGAUUCAUAGGUCGCCACUUCUUCGCCCUAAAAUCCGUCCCCUCCCCUGGCUUUGACUACCCUUAUUUCCUCUUCCAAUGGGCCUUCGCCAUAGCCGCGGCCGGCAUCACAUCAGGGUCCAUUGCCGAGCGCACCCAAUUCGUUUCCUACCUUAUAUACUCUUCCUUCCUCACCGGCUUCGUUUACCCCAUUGUAUCCCACUGGUUCUGGUCCGCCGACGGCUGGGCCGCAGCAAACCGAAAUCCAAACGAUUCGCUUCUAUUCGGUUCUGGAGUGAUCGAUUUCGCCGGAUCUGGCGUCGUCCAUAUGGUCGGAGGAAUCGCUGGUUUUUGGGGGGCGCUAAUCGAAGGUCCCCGCAUUGGUCGCUUCGAUCACAAAGGCAAACCCGUCGCCCUCCGCGGUCAUAGCGCGACCCUCGUCGUCCUCGGCUCAUUCAUGCUCUGGUUCGGCUGGUACGGCUUCAAUGCCGGCUCGUUCAUCACGAUUGCCAAAUCUUACGGUCCAUUAGGCUCCCCAAUCAACGGGCAGUGGUCCGCCAUCGGCCGCACCGCCGUUACCACCACCCUCGCCGGAUGCACGUCAGCUCUCACCACUCUUUUCGGUAAGCGCCUUCAAACAGGACACUGGAACGUGAUCGACGUUUGUAACGGGUUGCUCGGCGGCUUCGCCGCCAUCACUGCCGGAUGUGCUGUGGUUGAACCUUGGGCCGCUGUGAUCUGCGGCUUCGUGGCGGCCUGGGUUCUUAUCGGGUUCAAUCGUCUCGCCGAGAGAUUUCAGUACGAUGACCCCCUCGAGGCCGCUCAGCUGCACGGCGGCUGCGGCUCAUGGGGGGUUCUCUUCGCGGGCUUAUUCGCGAAGAAGGAGUUCGUGGAGGAGGCGUAUCCGGGGAGGCCGGGGAGGCCGUAUGGGCUCUUUAUGGGCGGCGGAGGAAGGCUUCUGGCGGCGAACGUGGUGCAGAUGUUGGUGAUAGUUGGGUGGGUGAGCGCGACGAUGGGUCCUCUGUUCUUUUUUCUUCAUGAGAUGGGGUUGCUUAGAAUCUCGGCGGAGGACGAGUUGGCCGGCUUGGAUGUGACUAAUCACGGCGGCGCCGCUUACGUUUACUUUGAUGAGGACGCAUCCGGCGGUGGAAGCAAUGGCGGCGGAUUCAUGAUGAAGGGGGUUAAUUCGCGGGUGGAUCCGCUGCUCACUCCUACGUCUUCCAUUGAGGUUUAGCUACGCCACCCCUGCUUUAUCACAGUAGAUACGUACCUUGUUCAUAACCAUAAUGAGGAUGUCCUCAUAUAGUCUAUUUCGAGUUGUAAUCGGUAAACUCUUUCACCGUAUUUUUUUUUUUAUGUUUUAACAACUUUUUAAACAUUUCUCAUCAGUGUUAUCUGCUAUUAAUGAUCAUGAGGAUAGUAAGUCUUUUUUCUUUUUUGUUUUUGUUUUUGUUGUUGUCAAAUAGGCCAUUUGGACUCUAUCUUAAAUAUUAAGGUUUCGUUUUCGAUUG
Dendrobium catenatum is the source of this 1947-nucleotide messenger RNA. Its product is annotated as ammonium transporter 1 member 2-like. Lineage: Eukaryota; Viridiplantae; Streptophyta; Magnoliopsida; Asparagales; Orchidaceae. The record is from RefSeq and is a predicted model, not a curated record. Gene Ontology annotation, molecular function: ammonium channel activity. Gene Ontology annotation, biological process: ammonium transmembrane transport; ammonium homeostasis. The transcript has a single exon. The coding region runs from base 123 to 1670 and encodes 515 amino acids. Gene Ontology annotation, cellular component: membrane.